This is a messenger RNA of Symbiodinium necroappetens, 915 nucleotides long. Lineage: Eukaryota; Dinophyceae; Suessiales; Symbiodiniaceae. The record is from the annotation of a GenBank genome assembly.
AUGACGCAGUCCUGGGAUCCCUCCAUCGCUUGCACCCCAGAGAGGAUACGGAAGGAGAUUGCCAAUUGCGAAAAUGGAAUUCUGGCUGCGGAGCACAGGGGUGAAAAGCAGGUCGCGAGGGAAAAGAAGCGACUAGAAGAAGUUCUCACGACCAGGGCAGAGAUGCUCGCUAAUCAUGCGAAGGUAUUGGCAAAAAUGUCAGAGGAGCAUGAUGUUAGCUUGGCGGCCAUGGUUCGCAAGGCUGAGGGCGAGCUCAACGCCAGCCUGUCUGCCCAGGACGCAGCCAUCAGCGAGUGCAAAAACAUGUUCGAGAAAGCUGCGGAGAUCGAGCAGCGCAAGGCCAUCCUGGAGAAAGAGGUGAAGGAAUUAUACCGCAGCUUGGACAAGCUGCAAAAGGAUUUCGAUGCAGAGAGAGUCGCAUUGAUUGAGGCAGCUGAGAACGAGGUUCAGCGACUUUUCAGCAAUACCGCAGAGCAGGUGCGUAACGCUUCGCUCUUCGCUCAAGAAGUUCAGACUGAUGCUUUUGCGGCAAUCGACCGCAUGCAGGACGAGAUCAAAGCCAGCGCAGAAGUCGCUGAUUCGAUGGCGCAGUCCAGAAGCAGGUUUGAUGCCCUUCACCAGGUUGCUUCCAGCCGUACUGUCAAGGGCAUCUCCGAGAAGCAUUUCACUGAUGAGAAGUCAAAGAUAUUGGGCCAGUGGUGGAAUUCUUGGGAAGGCCAUAUCGGUUCACUUUCUCCUGGACCGCCUUCCCUGGCACAGAUCGCGGCGUCUCGACCAGACACCCCGAUGGUGCCGUCGCAACACCGGCCAAGAUCCGUUGAGCUGGCCCGACAGCGGGCAGAGCAGCAGAGCCGCAAAGCCUGGAAUGCCUUGCCUACCGUCUCGCAGGAGCUUCGGCCCAAGACAGCACCAUGA